Molecule: messenger RNA, 2874 nt
Organism: Punica granatum (pomegranate)
Lineage: Eukaryota; Viridiplantae; Streptophyta; Magnoliopsida; Myrtales; Lythraceae
Source: RefSeq, a predicted model, not a curated record
GCCCGGCCCAGUCGCACAAAAAAGGAAAGCGAUGGAACGAGUUCUAGCAAUACAUUAAACGCACGCAAAGAAGAGAAGAAGAGAGAGCAUUGAUUGUUCUUCACAUUUCGCCCGUGAACUUGUAAAAUUCGUUGCCGGAAAGUUCGCCGGAACUAACCGUCGGUCUUCUUUUUGUGGUCAACGGCCGGUGGUGUUGGAUACUGAUCGACCUUGUAGAGGCAUCUUAAUCGAGCCAUCCAGAUUGUGAUCCUUUGGGUUGGAAGAUGAUCCCGUCAAAGUCCGAGUCUUCGGAUGUUGAUACAUCUGGGAAUUUAUCCAGUGCUCAGCUUCUGCGUGACAUCGAAGCGAUCAGCAAAGCACUUUUCGCGCACAAAUCUGCCCAGUAUGCGCCAGUCAUCUCAUCACACGUCGGGCACCAAUUUGCAGGGAAAGUCUUAUUCCCUAAUCGUGGGUUGGUUGCGAACCCGAAAAAUGAUAGGGAAGAUAUGGUGAAUAAGUUGAAUAGAUCAUCUUCAUCAUGGAAUUGGAAGAAGCCCCUGAAAGCUCUGUCCCAUCUCCGGGACCGAAAAUUUAGUUGUUCUUUCUUCUUGCAUGUGCAUAAUAUUGAAGCUUUGCCUGCGAAUUUUAAUGAUUUUAGUCUUACUGUGCAAUUUGGGAGGAAGAAUGAGGUGAUCACGACCCGGAAAUCACAGGUUCUGAAAGGAGUCGCUCAUUUUAAUGAAACUCUGAUGCAUAGGUGCAAUGUUUAUUGCCAUAGAAGUGGGCCAGAUGAUUCAUGCAAAUAUGAGCCGAAAAUUUUCUUAAUCCAGGCUUCUGUGGUUGGUGCUCGGGGACUUGAUAUUGGCAAACACUGGUUUGAUCUCACUCGAGUUCUUCCUCUCCCAUUUGAGGAGUUGGUGGGAGAGAAAAGCUCCGGAAAGUGGACCACUAGCUUUAAACUUGCUGGAAAGGCAAAGGGAGCUAUUCUGAACGUCAGUUUCGGUUACUUGUUAACAACCGAUGCCCUUCUCGAGUCCAGUGGCAAUGUGACUGUCUCUCAGCUUAUAGACUUGGCGUGUAGGUCCAAUGAGAAGCAAAGUGGUACUAGACUUGCUCAGUUCAAUUCAUCUGGAAGGUUGUCUAGGAGCGGGAGCGUUCCUAGCAAUUUAAACCAGGCAACAGUCUCCUUGUCUCAGUUGGUUGACGGGAACACCUGUCAUGAAGUAUUGAUUCCUCCUGCUUUAGAGCUUUCCAAGUCAAUUCAUCUUCUUUAUAAGAAACUCGAUGAGGCUGACUGGAAUGGUUCAAUUGGGUCAGAAGCUUCUACCACACAUAUAGGGAGAUCAAAACAGAUACCUGAGUCUGAUCUCAAUCCUGACCCUGUGAACGCAACUGAAGCAGAUGAAGACAAAGAGAUAGAAUUUGAAAUAAUUGAGAAGGGAGUAGAACUAGAAGUACCUGAACUGAAGGAAGCGACCAGUGUCUCACAAAGCAAUGAUUCUGCUUGUAAUGUCUCUGAAGCUGCAAUGGUUCAUGUGGAUAAGAUCUCUGUAGGCGAUAACAUAGCCUAUAAGGACAAAUUAAAGUACAGUAUGAAGGAGAACAUGAGUGUCGAUCACAAAUAUGAGGCUGCAGUCGAUGAUAACAAGAAUGAAAAGCAGAGUAAAUGUCCAGAAGAAUUGGAUGUUAAAGAAUUGGCAUCAGAGUUUAGGGAGCUGCUUACCUCGGAAUCUCCGGGAUUAGAUGCUCUUCUUGGUGUAUGCCAAGAUUGUGAUAAUUGUAAUUACAUGGAAGUUAAAUCUAGUUACAGAGUGAACAGACUGGCAAAAAGAUCUCUCAGCGAGGAUGAUGUUAGUGAAUCAGUGGCCAGCGAUUUCUUAGACAUGCUAGAGAAUGACCAGUUAUUAUCUGGAUGGAACUCCGAUGGUGAUCCUGAAUCUCCAAGAGAACGUCUUCUUAGAGAGUUCGAAAAGGAGGCCCUUAUUUCCGGCAAUUUCUUGUUGAGUCUCGAUGAAACAGGAGAGGACGCUGAAUCUAGUUCUGCAGUGCCAGUUGACUCUCACUCUGGUGAUGAUUCAGAGGAUCAUAUGCUUGCUUCACUUCUUGAAGCUGCUGAAGAGGAGCUUGACAUAAGAAGUCAUUCAUUAGGACACGGGAGAAAGGACAUGACACAGGAAGAUCUAGAGGUUAAAGCUCUGAUGCGUGAAUGGGGGUUCGACAAGGAAACUUUUCAGAACUCUCCACGGUGUUGCUCUAAUAGCGGCUUUGGAAGUCCAAUUGAACUCGCCCCGGAAGAGCCAGACGAUGGAAUAGAUUUCUUACAGCAAAAGAUUUGAAGCUGAAGAAAUCUCUUGGAAUCAUUAUAAGCCAUGAAACUCCAAUUGAUGCUGCAUUUCCCGUUUUGGUAUAGUCACAGAUCUCUGGGCCGGUUUAGAAGCAGAGUUAAGCUAGAAACGAUUCUGGGGCACCAGAAAACCACCACAGUUGCGUAACCAGUUGGGUAAGGCAUGCAGUUAGAAAGUCAAAACCUUUAGUGAAUCCGAAUCUGAAUAUAUGAAGACACACAUGGAGCCUGCAAGUUUGUUUGCGCAUCUCUUUACCGUUUCGUGUUGUGGGCUGUAAUAAAAAAAGACGAGAUCCGGGCUAUGAAUUUUAUGUGGCAUGAAAUCUGAAUGCCAUGUUUCCAGAAUGAGCUAUGAGGAAUACAUGCUGCAGCCUUCAACUUGACAAUUCUAAUAUAAUCGGAGCCUACAUCAGUCACUGGAGACAGCAAGUUCCUGCACAUGAAUUCGUUUUCUGUAUUUCUUUUUCAGUCGUCAUAUUUUUGUAACUAUACAUUAUUUCGGUUUUCUUCUCUCCAGGAGAGAGUUCAUGAAAAUAGAUUGGUUUGGUCGA